This is a messenger RNA of Aspergillus luchuensis, 1752 nucleotides long. It is a transcript of the gene CYP8, whose product is annotated as PPIL2 family peptidylprolyl isomerase. Bases 1 to 1752 code for a protein of 583 amino acids. The record is from RefSeq and is a predicted model, not a curated record. Gene Ontology annotation, molecular function: peptidyl-prolyl cis-trans isomerase activity; ubiquitin-ubiquitin ligase activity. Gene Ontology annotation, biological process: protein peptidyl-prolyl isomerization; protein folding; protein polyubiquitination. The transcript has 4 exons. Gene Ontology annotation, cellular component: catalytic step 2 spliceosome. Lineage: Eukaryota; Fungi; Ascomycota; Eurotiomycetes; Eurotiales; Aspergillaceae.
AUGGGAAAAGGGACCGAUAAGUUAUAUAUCACACACUCUGAAUGGGCGUCGGAGGAUGCAUUCUCUGCUAGCGCUGGAGCCGGCGUGGGCAGAGCAAAGCGAGGAGGAGUAGAUACGGCCUUCAAGCGCCUUCCCUUCAACUUCUGCUCCCUUUCACUACAGCCGUUUUCGCACCCGGUUUGCACCCCGUCGGGCACUAUCUUCGACCUCACCAACAUUCUCCCCUGGAUCAAGAAACACGGAACGAAUCCAGUUAAUGGCGCGCCUCUCAAAAGCUCCGAUCUCAUCAAGCUGCAUCUCGCGAAGAACGAGUCUAAUGAGUAUGUCGAUCCGGUCACAUACAAGGUUUUCACCGAUAACACGCACAUUGUCGCGCUACGGAACACGGGCAAUGUUUUCGCUUGGGAUACGGUCGAACGGUUGAACAUUAAGGGAAAGCUGUGGCGUGAUCUGGUUACGGACGAGGAAUUCACUCGCAAGGACAUCAUUACGUUGCAGGACCCGCAGAACGUCGAGUCGCGGAACUUGAGCUCGUUCAACUAUCUCAAGGAAGGCGAAAGUGGAUUGACGGACGAGCAGAUCCGGGAACGGGAGGAUCCUUCGAACAAUGUGAACGUCAACGCGCUGGGCAGUUCGGCCAAGAUCCUGAAGGCCAAGGAAGCCGUGGCCAAGGCACGCGCGGAAAGAUCGCAACGUGUUGGUUCUGCGGCCACUUCGAAAGAUUUGGCUAAAUCUGGAAGUGCGGGAAAUGCGGCGCAAUCUCAAAAGACGGCGUCGUUUCAAUCUGGCAAGGCUGUGCCGUAUAAUGCGGCCAAACACACUACUGGUUUGGCCGCCGCCUCACUCACCAGUACGGGGAUGACGCCCCACACCUCUGCCGAGCUUGCGCUUUUGUCCGACGAGGAGUACAUGUUGAAGAGAGGGCGAGUGAAGCAAAAGGGCUACGCUCGUAUCUCCACCAACGUCGGGGAUGUAAAUUUGGAAUUACAUACGGAAUACGCACCGAAGGCCGUGUGGAACUUCAUCAAGCUGGCAAAGAAGGGCUACUAUAGAGAUGUCGCUUUCCAUCGCAACAUCAAGGGGUUCAUGAUUCAGGGUGGUGAUCCCACUGGUACCGGAAGGGGUGGUGAAAGUAUCUGGGGGAAGUACUUCAAUGACGAGUUCGAAGGUCCACUGAAGCACGACUCCCGGGGUACCCUCAGUAUGGCCAACAAGGGCAAGAACACGAACAGCAGUCAAUUCUUCAUUGCUUAUCGUGCCUUGCCCCAUCUCGACAACAAGCACACUAUCUUCGGUCAUGUCAUUGAUGACCCCACGCCCUCCUCCACGACCUUGAACAACCUUGAAGUGCACCCGACAAAUCCGACUACUAACCGACCUACUCCGGACAUCCGCAUUACCGACGUGACGGUGUUUGUGGAUCCGUUUGAAGAGUUCUUGAAGCAGAAACAAACCGAGGAGGCCAAGGCGAAGGGCCUGAUUACUAACCCCGAGGAAGAAGAGCAGAAUGCGCGUCGCGCCGAAGACGACCGGAUGACCUGGACGGGCAAAAGAGUCCGUGGCGCAGGAAGCGGAGAGAAAGACGAAGGCUCUGGCGGGGUCGGCAAGUACCUGAAAGCCGCGCUGGCCGAGAGGGCUGGGCAGGAGGAGGAUGAGAUUGUGGAAUUUGUAGAUGAUGAGCCCGAACCCGAGCCGAUGCGAAAGAAAUUCAAGGGUGGAGGUGGGUUUGGGGAUUUCAGUUCAUGGGAUUAG